AGCGCGCCCGCCGGAACAAGCUGUAGGCCGGCUGCGACAGCGCGCAGCAGAAGGGGUGGGUGGGCGUUGCAGUGGCUCGGUGCAGAGGCCCUCAGCGGAUGGGAUCCACACAGUACUAUAAGGUUGAUAUUAGCAACAUGGUUUUCACCCCACUUCAUCAACAUACAUAAGUUUCAUUUUCUCUUUGGACCUCUUGUAUGCCACAAUGCAACAAGCAUUAGAACUAGCUUUGGAUCGUGCAGAGUAUGUCAUUGAAAGUGCCCGGCAGAAACCUCCUAAAAGGAAAUACUUAUCUAGUGGAAGAAAAUCUGUAUUUCAAAAACUUUAUGACUUGUAUAUUGAAGAAUGUGAAAAAGAACCUGAAGUUAAGCAGAAAUUAAGAAGAAAUGUGAACUUGUUAGAGAAGCUCGUUAUGCAAGAGACUUUGUCAUGUCUAGUGGUCAAUUUAUACCCAGGAAAUGAGGGAUAUUCUUUGAUGCUCAGGGGAAAAAAUGGAUCAGAUUCUGAGACCAUUCGAUUGCCUUAUGAAGAAGGAGAAUUACUUGAAUACUUGGAUGCAGAAGAAUUACCUCCUAUUUUGGUUGAUCUUCUAGAAAAAUCUCAGGUUAAUAUUUUUCAUUGUGGAUGUGUCAUAGCAGAAAUACGUGACUACAGACAGUCUAGUAAUAUGAAAUCUCCUGGUUAUCAAAGUAGGCACAUUCUCUUACGUCCAACAAUGCAGACUUUAAUCUGUGAUGUACAUUCAAUAACAAGUGAUAACCACAAAUGGACCCAGGAAGACAAACUUUUGCUUGAGAGCCAACUGAUCCUAGCGACAGCUGAACCCCUGUGUCUUGAUCCUUCUAUAGCAGUAACUUGCACUGCAAACAGACUGCUCUAUAACAAGCAAAAGAUGAACACUCGCCCAAUGAAACGAUGUUUCAAGAGGUAUUCCAGGUCCUCUCUGAAUCGGCAGCAGGAUCUGUCUCAUUGUCCACCUCCUCCUCAGCUGAAAUUACUUGAUUUUUUACAAAAAAGGAAGGAAAGAAAAGCAGGUCAGCAUUAUGACCUCAAAAUUUCUAAAGCAGGAAAUUGUGUAGAUAUGUGGAAACGGAGUCCCUGUAAUUUGGCUGUACCUUCCGAAGUAGAUGUGGAAAAAUAUGCUAAAGUGGAGAAGUCUAUCAAGUCUGAUGACUCACAGCCUACAGUCUGGCCAGCCCAUGAUAUAAAAGAUGAUUAUGUAUUUGAAUGUGAAGCUGGUAAUCAGUAUCAGAAAACAAAACUGACCAUCUUGCAGUCUCUUGGUGACCCACUUUACUAUGGUAAAAUACAGCCAUGUAAAGCAGAUGAAGAAAGUGAUAGCCAGAUGUCUCCAUCCCACUCCUCCACAGAUGAUCAUUCAAAUUGGUUCAUUAUUGGAUCAAAGACUGAUGCUGAGAGGGUAGUCAAUCAGUACCAGGAAUUGGUCCAGAAUGAAGCCAAAUGUCCCGUCAAGAUGUCACACAGCUCAAGUGGCUCAGCCAGUCUGAGUCAGCUUUCUCCUGGGAAAGAAACAGAACCUGAGACUGUGUCAGUUCAGUCUUCAGUACUGGGGAAGGGAGUAAAACAUCGACCUCCACCCAUCAAACUUCCCUCUGGUUCAGGAAAUAGUUCCUCAGGUAACUAUUUUACACCACAACAGGCAAGCAGCUUUCUUAAAUCUCCAACUCCUCCUCCUCCUUCUAAGCCACCAAAUCUUUCGCGGAAGUCAUCUGUGGAUCUCAGUCAAGUUAGCAUGCUUUCUCCAGCUGCCCUGUCACCUGCCAGCUCAUCACAAAGAUCUGGAACUCCUAAGCCAUCUACUCCUACACCAACCCCUUCAUCGACCCCACACCCUCCUGAUGCUCUCAGCUCAACUCCUAGUACCCCUUCAGCCACCCUUUCUCCCCAAGAUUCAGGCUUCACCCCUCAGCCCACUUUGUUAACUCAGUUUGCUCAGCAGCAAAGGUCUCUGAGCCAGGCAAUGCCUGUAACGACCAUUCCUCUUUCUACCAUGGUAACAUCUAUAACUACAGGAACCACGGCCACCCAGGUCAUGGCAAACUCUGCUGGACUUAACUUCAUCAAUGUAGUGGGCUCUGUUUGUGGGGCCCAGGCUUUGAUGAGUGGUUCAAACCCAAUGCUGGGCUGUAACACUGGUGCCAUAACUCCUGCAGGAAUAAACCUGAGCGGCCUUCUACCCUCAGGAGGUCUGCUACCAAAUGCAUUGCCUACUGCAAUGCAGGCAGCUUCUCAAGCAGGUGUUCCAUUUGGUUUGAAAAAUACUUUGAAAUACAGAGCUCUAUUAAUACUCCAAUUUCCAGGAGGUUCACUCAUUUUUAACACUCUGCAGCAGCAACAACAGCAACUGUCUCAGUUUACACCACCACAGCCUCAGCAGCCCACAACUUCCAGUCCUCAACAGCCUGGGGAACAGGGUUCAGAACAAGGUUUAACCAGUCAAGAACAGGCCUUAUCUGCUCAGCAAGCUGCUGUUAUUAACCUUACUGGAGUAGGAAGUUUUAUGCAGUCACAAGCAGCUGUGUUGUCUCAGCUUGGCUCUGCCGAGAACAGACCUGAGCAAAGCCUUCCUCAGCAGAGAUUCCAGCUCUCCUCUGCCUUUCAACAGCAGCAGCAACAGAUCCAACAGUUGCGAUUCUUGCAGCAUCAAAUGGCUAUGGCGGCAGCAGCAGCACAGACAGCUCAGCUACAUCGUCAUCAUCGGCAUACAGGCAGCCAGUCAAAAAGUAAAAUGAAGAGAGGCACACCAACCACUCCAAAAUUCUGAGUCUUGCAUUACUUUUUUUCUUCUAAAAACACAAGAGCAUUGAAUCAAAAGGAUUGAGUUUCUAUUUCCAUGUUUUUGUUCUUUUUUAAUGUGUCAGUGUUUUACAUUACUAGGUGUACAAACUUUAUACAGAAGCACAACCCUAUAAUUUUUAAAUAAAACAGGGAAAUGGUUUAAUGUAC
Messenger RNA from Tupaia belangeri chinensis (Chinese tree shrew), 2967 nucleotides. It is a transcript of the gene SUPT20H, whose product is annotated as SPT20 homolog, SAGA complex component. Gene Ontology annotation, cellular component: SAGA complex. Gene Ontology annotation, biological process: regulation of transcription by RNA polymerase II. Gene Ontology annotation, molecular function: transcription coregulator activity. The coding region runs from base 206 to 2785 and encodes 859 amino acids. The record is from RefSeq and is a predicted model, not a curated record. Lineage: Eukaryota; Metazoa; Chordata; Mammalia; Scandentia; Tupaiidae. The transcript is spliced from 27 exons.